ACUUCUGCCUGCGCCGCCGCUUACGCCCCUUCGUGCCCCUUCGUCCGCGAGGCCAACCUUGCAUAACGUAGGACGAGAAUGUCAAUAGGCAUCGCACGACCUUAGGUUUUUUGCUUUUUAGGCCGGAGGACCGCGCUGAAGCGCCACCGACCUCACCUCGCCGCUAUAAAGAAGUGCAACUGGAUGGAUCCGGAGCCACUGAUUACCCCGAUUUACCAAGCCAUAAACGACCCGCAGCAGCAGAUGACAGACAUAAAGACACCCCUUUCGGUAGAUGUAGCUGGCGCAAGGCUGGCGGUCGAAUGGGGAACUCAGAUGCGCCAGUGAGACGUAAUCCAUCCUCGCUCCCCGUCCACCUCACGUCGAAUGUGACGCCACGCAAGCGACGGGUGCGCGUUGCACUUCGGCCAGCUUAAAUAGCACGCAGUCCCCUUUACUGCCGGCACCAAGGGGUAUGGCAUUCAUCGAGCCGGCACAGCAGCCAUGUCCCCUACACCUUGGGCCCAGGCGGUCCAGACCAUCAACAAAGCCCUCGCCCCGGCUCCCCAGCAUCGGCUCUCCCAGAGCAACGAUGAUAACGCGGAGGAGACAGGCCUCUUCGAGGACCUGCAACGACUGAAGAUCGACGACUUCGACACCCUCAAAGAUGUCUUAGAGGCCUCUAUCAGUGGCGAAGAGGACGACAACGAGCUCCUCCUCGAGCGCAUCGUUACCUUCCUGGCCAGACUACCGCCUCGCUCCCGCCAAGGAAGACGGUUCACCGAGGCCUUUAUCAACCAGCUGUGGGAUGUGCUGGAGCACCCUCCACCCCAGCUGAGGUCGGAAGCCACCCGCUAUCGCUCGGCGGACGGUUCUUACAACAAUCCCACAGAUCCUUCUAUGGGCGCUGCGAACACACGCUACGCACGCACCGUCACCGCCAGGACCUUCCAGCUGCCGGACCUGCCGGAUCCGGCGCUCAUCUUCGACAGCCUCAUGGACAGGGGAGACGGGUCGUCGUUCCGGGAACAUCCGAACAAGAUAUCCAGCAUGCUCUUCUACCUCGCCACCAUCAUUACGCAUGAUAUCUUCCAGACCGAUUCGAAAGACCCGAAUUUCAACUUGACAUCGUCGUACCUCGACCUCUCGCCCCUGUACGGUAGGAACGCCGAAGAGCAGAGCGCGAUGCGAACGUUCGAGGAUGGCCUGCUUCAGCCGGAUUGCUUCUCGUCGAGGAGCUUAUACGGUUUCCCCCCAGGUCUGGGGGUGUUUCUGAUCAUGUUCAACCGGUUCCAUAACUACGUGGUGACCCAACUCGCAGAGAUCAACGAAGGGGGCCGUUUUACGAAGCCGCCUUCCCGUGACGCUGCCCACGCCACCGCGUGGGCCAAGUACGACGACGACCUCUUCCAGACCGGACGUCUCAUCACGUGUGGGCUGUACGUCAACAUCGUGCUGAAGGACUACGUCCGCACGAUCCUCAACCUGAACCGGACCGGGUCAACGUGGGGCCUCGACCCGCGCGUCCGCGAGACUAAGGACCUCUUCAACAGCUCCCCCGCGCCCCAGGCCACCGGCAACCAGGUGUCGGUCGAGUUCAACCUCAUCUACCGCUGGCACAGCGCCAUCUCGCAGCGCGACGCGGCCUGGACCGAGGAUGAGCUCCGCCGCGGGCUCAGGGAGGUCGCCGGCGACGACGCUGACCCCACGACCGCGCCCCUCGACGCCGUGCUGAGAGCCAUCCGCGCCCUCCGCGAGAACAUCCCCGAGGAGCCGAGGCAGCGCGUCUUCGCAGGCCUGGAGCGCGGCAGCGACGGCACCUACGACGACAACGCCCUGGUGCGGCUGCUGGCCGACUCGGUCGAGGACGUGGCGGGCGCGUUCGGCGCACACCAGGUGCCGCGGGCGCUGCGGGCGAUCGAGAUCCUAGGGAUACGGCAGGCGCGGGGGUGGCACGUGGCGACGCUCAACGAGUUGCGGCAGUACUUUGGGCUGCGGCGGCACGCCACUUUCGCCGACAUCAAUCCGGACCCGGUGGUGGCGGCGCGCCUCGCCGCCUUGUACGGCGCCCCCGACGCCGUCGAGCUCUACCCGGGCCUCGUCGCCGAGAAGGCCAAGCCCCCUAUGCCCGGCAGCGGCCUCUGCGUCAACGUCACUACUAGCCGCGCCAUCCUCUCCGACGCCGUCGCCCUCGUCCGCGGCGACCGCUUCUACACCGCCGACUACACGCCGACGAACUUGACUAACUGGGGGUACCGGGAAGCGGACUUCGACCUCGAGGUCAACCAGGGCCAGGUGAUAUACAAGCUGAUCCUGCGGGCGUUCCCGAACCACUUUGCCGAGAACAGCAUCUACGCCCAUUUCCCCUUCGUCAUACCCGCCGAGAAUAAGGCCAUCCACGACGCCCUCGGGACCUCUGAGUUGUAUUCAUGGACGAGACCCUCUAACGAGGCCGCCCCAACGGAUCCCACACAGCUCCUCAGCCUCCCCUCCCCCCUCCCCCAGAAUUGGACCCGCAUCUUCGACGAAUGCCUCUACGCGCCGCCGCGCUGGGACCGAGAGGUCGCGUCGUUCGUGGCGCGGACGACGUCGCGGCUGCUCGCGCGCGCCGCGCAGCCGGUCCCCGGGCUCGCCCCCACCUCCUCCCCCUCGCGAACCGCGACCACCACCACAGCCACCACCACCACCACCUACGAAGCCGACGUCCUCGCCGAUGUCACUGGCCCGCUCGCCGCGCGCCUCACCGCAGCCCUCCUCGCAUUGCCCCUCGACCCGUCCGGCGCCGACGACGCCGCGCUGUACGCGCAGCUCGCAGGCCUGGCCGCGCCGGCCUUCUUCGCGCCCGCCGCCAUGGACCCGGGGGCGGCGUUCCGCGCGCGGGUGCGGGCGCGCGCCCCCGCCGCGGAGCUGGCGCAGCACGUGCGGCACGAGGCCACGGCCGCGGCCGGCACGCGGGGGGGCUGGGUGGCGGGGCUCGUCGCGUGGCUGGGGCGGCGGCGGGACGCGAGAGAGGAGGAGCAGGAGGAGGAGGAGGAGGAACAGGAAGACGGCGCGCACGGCUCCGGCCCCGACGACGCGUGGCCGUCGCUGCCGCGGUACGGCCGCCGGAUGCUGGCGCGGCUGGCGGCGCGCGGCGUGCCGCCGGCCGAAGUCGCGGACGAGAUCGUGCUGAUCGGCGCCGACCUCGCCACCACCCUGUCGACGCGCCUGGCGCAGUGCCUGGACUACGCGCUCGAGCCGGCGGCGGGCACGCCGCGGCUGCCGGCGCUGCGGCGCCUCGCGCGGGCCGCGACGCCGGCCGCCGACGACGAGCUGGCGCGGCAGCUCCUCUCGCCCCUGCCCCCCGCGCAGGCCUCGCCUCCCUCUUCCUCCUUCGCCUCCGCGACCGACCCCGCCGCGCCGCUGCUCCGCGCCGCGCUCGUCGCCGCCUUCAAGGCCCUCGCGCUCGCCGGCGACGCGGGCCCGCGCCGCGCCCCCGGCCCGCGCGGCCGCUGCUCGCGCUGCGCGUGCGGCCCGUGGCGCGGCCAGGUCGGGCGGGAGGCUGACGGCCGCCUGACGGCCUACCUGACGCCCGACCACGGCGCCUUCGCGCCGGCGCCGGCGACCAUGCGCAUCCGGUGGGACGAGAGCGGCGGCGUUGCUGCUACUUGA
Messenger RNA from Durotheca rogersii, 3630 nucleotides. RefSeq names its product linoleate diol synthase precursor. NCBI's taxonomy places the organism in Eukaryota, Fungi, Ascomycota, Sordariomycetes, Xylariales, Xylariaceae. Gene Ontology annotation, molecular function: heme binding; peroxidase activity. The record is from RefSeq and is a predicted model, not a curated record. Bases 484 to 3630 code for a protein of 1048 amino acids. Gene Ontology annotation, biological process: response to oxidative stress. The transcript has 8 exons.